CAAGAGUGCCUCAGAAGUCCACCCUCCCCUCAAGUUGAAGACCACCUCCAAACCCACCACAGAGCUGUUGCUGUCCGUCCUACAGCAUCCCCACCUUCACAGCCUCACAGAAACUCCUGGGGCCCUGUAGAGAAAACUGAACAUCCAGAGUCCAGCUCCAGUGUCUGUCUCUAGCCUACCUGAGGAUUACACUCCAAAAAAAAAACAUCAUAGACUAGACUGGCUUCCUUCAGUUUGGUUCAAAUUGAUGCUGUGGACAUCAAGAGGACUGUCAAGAAAAACAGAAGUCAGCCUGGGGGAUACUUUUGAGCCGAAAAGUGAAAGCGAGCAGCACUCGCAGCAUGCAGGUGAUAACUUGUGCGUUGUUUACGCUCGUCACUCUCCCUGUCAGCAGCGUGUUGGAGGCUGACUCCUGUCCUGCUGUCUGCGAGUGCUCUGAGUGGAAGAUUCACACAAUCUCCUGCUUUGACAUUGAUAUUCUCCCCAGGUUUCCAGCAAGCACGGAUACACUAUGGCUUUUUGAGACCCGCCUGUCAUCCUUGCCAGCAGACGCCUUUGCCAACAUGGUCAACAUCUCAAGGAUAUAUAUAUCAGUGGACGUGACGCUGAAGAGGCUGGAGAGGCACUCGUUCUACAGCCUGAGGAAAAUCACCCACAUUGAGAUACGUAAUGCAAAAAGUCUGACCUACAUCGACCCAGAAGCCUUUAAAAAUCUCCCAAACCUCAAAUACCUGGGAAUUUUCAACACCGGCCUUUCUUUCUUCCCUGACUUGAGCAACAUCCACUCUAAUGACAUGAACUUCAUACUGGAAAUUGUUGAUCAUCCCUACAUCACUGAGAUCCCGGCCAACGCAUUCCGUGGCAUCACCAGCGACGUGCUGACAGUGAUGCUGUAUGGAAAUGGCUUCAGAGAAAUCCAACAUCAUGCAUUCAAUGGGACCAAGCUAGAUCAAGUAGACCUUCACAGGAAUAAGUAUCUUAACAAGAUGGAUGAAAGGGCUUUUGCCGGCACCAUCAGCGGCCCCAUGCUUCUAGACGUGUCCCUGACAGGGAUCACCUCCCUGCCAACCACAGGUAUGGAUUCUCUCCGCGAGCUGAAGGCACGCAAUGCCUGGGCACUCAAAAAACUGCCGCCCAUCAAAACCUUCAAGCACCUUACCAUCGCCAACCUCACCUACCCCAGCCACUGCUGCGGCUUCAAAAACCUCAAAAAGAAACGAGGCUUUUUGGAGUACAUCAUCUGUAACCUGACUGCCUUCUAUGACCAGCAUCACAAGCGCUCGGUGGGGCCCCUCGGCCUGCCUUCCCUCCAAGGGGACGGCGUGGUGGAAACAGUCCCAGACCAGGAGCUGAAUGACGGGAGCCACAAAGAGUCCGACCACUGGAGGAGAGGCGACUUCCAUGGAAGCCUCCACUACCACACCUACUUUGGGGGCCAGCCAAAUGAGGAUGUGGGUUUCGGAGAGACCCUCAAGAACCCCCAGGAGGACACCAGCCAAGACUUUGAUAGUCGUUACGAUUACGUGGUGUGUGAGGAGGGCGAGGAGGUGGCGUGUGCGCCGGUGCCCGAUGAGUUCAACCCUUGUGAGGACAUCAUGGGUUUUGGUUUUCUGCGAGUGUCUGUGUGGUUUGUAAGUCUGCUGGCUGUUCUGGGAAACGUGGCGGUGCUCCUGGUGCUGCUCACCAGCCACUACAAGCUCUCCGUGUCCCGCUUCCUAAUGUGUCACCUGGCCUUCGCCGAUCUGUGCAUGGGGAUUUAUCUGCUGCUCAUCGCCUCGGUGGACCUCCACACGCGAGCCGAGUACUACAACCACGCCAUAGACUGGCAGACGGGCCCCGGCUGUGGACUCGCCGGGUUUUUUACAGUCUUCGCGAGCGAGCUGUCUGUCUACACCUUGACGGUGAUCACUCUGGAGAGGUGGUACGCCAUCACCUUCGCUAUGCGGCUGGAUCGGAAGCUGCGUCUGCACCACGCGGCGGCCGUGAUGCUGGCCGGAUGGAUCUUCUGCCUUCUGCUGGCCCUGCUCCCGCUGGUCGGGGUGAGCAGUUACCAGAAGGUCAGCAUCUGUCUACCGAUGGACACCCAGUCCACGGUGGCUCAGGUCUUCAUCUUGUCCGUGCUGGUGCUCAACAUCCUGGCCUUUCUUGUCAUCUGCGCUUGCUACUUCAAGAUCUACUGCGCGGUGCACAAUCCUCACUACCGCUCCGGAUCCAAGGAUACCAACAUCGCCAAGCGCAUGGCUGUGCUCAUCUUCACUGACUUCUUGUGCAUGGCGCCGAUCUCCUUCUACGCCAUGUCCGCGGUGCUGGACCGGCCGCUCAUCACUGUCUCCAACUCCAAGAUUUUAUUGGUGCUGUUCUACCCGCUCAAUUCAUGCGCCAACCCGUUCCUCUACGCCAUCUUCACCAAGGCCUUCAGGGGGGACAUAUUUAUCCUUCUCAGUAAGGUGGGCCUCUGUCAGCAGCGAGCGCAGCUGUUCAGAGGCCAGACGGUCUCGUCAAAGGGCAGCAGCGGGAUAUCUCAGGUCCGUAGAAACAAGGAUAAGGUUAGGAAAGGUGGAAGCAGAGGCCAGGAAGAGGUGCCCAUCCACCUGAAGAAGUGCUCCGGACAUACCUGCCAUCAAGCCAAGCAGACGAGCCCUGAAGAGAGCCAGAGCCUGAAGACGUGAGCCAAACACCCGCUUGAUGUGGUAAAGCAAGACAGGUUAAGGUGGGAGAGGAGAGGCCUUCAAGUGUUUGUGGACAGAUCUGUUUGGAUAUUUAACAGAAAGCUCCAGUAUUCUGUAUCUACUUUAGUUUUUCAGGCCAAGUUCAGCUGUUUUCACAAUUUGGGCUUGGAUGAUUUUAUGGUUCCAGUUGGUGGAGAAUAUCAAGUGUCUCUGAAAUGUGAGCCCGACUUCAUCUAACUUAUAGUGCUUUGUAUUUGGAGGGACAGGCUAGAAAAGAACAGAUUAUUUUAAGGAAAUAUAGUAAAGAUUAAAACUAAAACAUACAUACACAUUAUAUAUA
Messenger RNA from Sander lucioperca (pikeperch), 3009 nucleotides. RefSeq names its product thyroid stimulating hormone receptor (gene tshr). The record is from RefSeq and is a predicted model, not a curated record. Gene Ontology annotation, molecular function: thyroid-stimulating hormone receptor activity. Gene Ontology annotation, cellular component: membrane. Bases 342 to 2669 code for a protein of 775 amino acids. Gene Ontology annotation, biological process: G protein-coupled receptor signaling pathway. The transcript has 10 exons. Lineage: Eukaryota; Metazoa; Chordata; Actinopteri; Perciformes; Percidae.